This is a messenger RNA of Folsomia candida, 1914 nucleotides long. RefSeq names its product esterase E4. The record is from RefSeq and is a predicted model, not a curated record. The coding region runs from base 68 to 1756 and encodes 562 amino acids. The transcript has 7 exons. NCBI's taxonomy places the organism in Eukaryota, Metazoa, Arthropoda, Collembola, Entomobryomorpha, Isotomidae.
CUUGAUCCCGGUCUCAGUUCAUACCCGACUUUAGAUUGAGUUGCAUAAACUUCUAAAAACUAGAGAAAUGAAUUUUCGAACAUUUUUUAUCUGUCUUGUUUUCGUUGUGGGUGCAGCGGUCACUCCAACCUUGGCUGAGGAACCUUUGCUUGAAUUAGGGGAUGGAUUAGUUCAAGGUUCUACCGAAAAUUCGAGAGGUGGUAGAGUAUUCUAUCAAUUCAAGGGAAUUCCGUUCGGAAAAAUUGGUGAGAGAUUCCAGGCAUCCGUCCCUGCUGAUAAAUGGUCAAAUGUCUUUAAUGCGACUGCUUUUGGCCCAGUCUGCGCCCAAUUUGACUGCAUGAAUGGAAAAUACACUGGAGAAGAGGAAUGUCUAAACUUGAAUGUUUUCACUCCAAAGUUACCCCAAUCUGGCCAUCCAACGAAACUGUACCCAGUCGUCGUCCUUCUUCACUUGGGCAACCACUUUUUCGGUUCGUCACAACAAUACAAUCCGCAUUACUUGAUGGACCAAGAUAUCAUCCUGGUCACGCCAAACAGUCGCCUUGGCCUGUUCGGUUAUUUGAACACUGGAGAUAAAAAUGCUCCUGGAAACAUGGGACUUCGGGAUCAAAGCCUCGCCUUGAAAUGGGUUCAGAGGAAUAUUCACAAAUUUUCUGGAGACUGGGAGAGGGUCACGUUAAUGGGGGCAGACUCUGGCGGAGCAGAUGUCCUUUUCCACCUCAUGAAUCCGGAGGACAAAGGGCUAUUUCAUCGCGCAGUUGUUAUGAGCAGUACAAUUAAUUCAUGCACAUUCGUAAAAGAUCCAGCAGCUCAGGCUAAAAAGAUGGCCGAGCAGGUUGGAUGUCCAAAUAGUUCGAAAUCGGACGAGUUUGUGAAAUGCUUGAAAAAAAUGGGACCACUUGAGAUUCUCAAAAAAAUGAAAGUUCCAACCGGUGACAUGACAGAUUUCUCGGCGAUGGAGGAUUUUGCAAUGUUUGGUCCAUCAGUAGAUGGAAAAGGUGGAAUUCUUCCAAAGCAUCCGUUCGAAAUUAUAAAAAGUGGAAAGGUCCCGAACAACGUGCCAUUAAUUAUUGGUACUACCGCCUUGGAUGGGAUAGACCCUGCAACUGCCAUGUUUCUCAAUGAUACGGCCUUUUAUAACAAAAUGAUAAAAAAUUGGACCGAGUAUGGCCCUCUAAUUCUUGACUUUAAAGACGCCAAAAAUUCCGUUGGAAUGGCAAACCAAGUUUUUGACUUUUACUCCAAGAAUGGAACCCUUUCCAACGAAGGCUUCGCUGACAUGUUCACCGACAAGUAUUUCGAAUACUUUUUGAAAUUUAUUCUGAAGAGUUGGGACGGCGUUGUCCCAAUGUACGUGUACCGAUUCAACCACACAGAGACGCAUAAUCGGGCAGUGGACAUUAUUGGGUACCAUAAUAUGCCUAAAGGUCCAGGACAUUGGGAUGAUCUCCAAUACUUGUUUAACAUGUCAAACUCGUUCAUGAUCCCAGUAACGAAUGAAGACUCAGCACCAGUUGAGUACAUCUUGUCCAAAGGAAUGGUUCGAAUGUGGACUUCAUUUUUUGAAGAUGGGAAACCAAGCACACCUUGGGGAGAAGGGAAGGAAUGGGAGCAGUUCCAUUUUGAUGCAACUCAACCCAACAAAGUUUAUGAGGUGGAUGUCAUGCCUAAAAUGGUGAAAAAUACGGAAGUUUUCCAAAAGCGAAUGGCAUUUUGGGAUACCAUUUACGAAAACGAUCUGACAAAGUCAAUCUAAUUCGAGGAGUUUAUAAUGUGAAAUUUAUGCCUUCAUACAAAUUCUCAAUACUAGGUGCAACUUUUAUUUCUCUUUUGCUGCUAUUCUAACAUGGAUAAAUUUAGUGAAUUAAGCUUAAUGUGCAUUCAAAAAAUAAAAAUUGAAGAUUUUUAAACUGA